Molecule: messenger RNA, 879 nt
Organism: Drosophila bipectinata
Lineage: Eukaryota; Metazoa; Arthropoda; Insecta; Diptera; Drosophilidae
Product: protein lifeguard 3
Source: RefSeq, a predicted model, not a curated record
AAUCAAGUAUGGGAGACACAAAUAAUGCAUCUUACCGAAAUGAGCGCCGGAAGUUUGCCAUGAUCACCUAUUUAAUUACCGCCGUAGCCAUGAUUGUUGCACUUUUGGAAUGGUGUCUUUUCCAUUUCGUAGACCCUAUACAUUCAUUUUUCACCGAUUACUAUUGGAUUGGCAGCAUAUUUGUAACUAUUGGUCUGCUGCUCCUCGUAGUUUUUAUAUUUUUCGAGGUCUUGCGUUUUAACAAAAUGAUCAAUUGGCUAUUUGCACUUUUGAUUUUCGAAUUCGUCGUGCUGGGCAUGGCUCCAUUGAUUACUCGUCAAUAUAGAUAUCAAUUCCUAUUCAGCUUCCUGAUUUGGGCCAUAGUUCUGGUGAUUUUUAUUCUAGUUGGUUCCUUCCUGCCGCUUGAUUUGACUUUGGAUGUUGUAGUCUUGUUUGUCAUCGCAGUCAUUUCCAUUAUUUGCGCCAUGCAUUUUCUAAUGUUUUAUCUCGUAUUUAAUAUGCCAUACUCGUUUAUAGUUGUACGAAUUUUUAUAGUGAUUAGCAUUUGGAUGUUUGUAAUGUAUCACGCACAAAUUAUUAACGGAGGAAGGUUUGCCGAAAUGCGCACAAAGGAUUAUUUUCUUGGUGCUUUAAUCCUCUUCCUGGAUUUUUUGCUCAUGUACCUGUUCUCUUUCCAAUUGGCUCCCAAGUGGUCCGACGCUUGUGACAAGGAACGUAUGGAUUAUUUGAUAAUCUUUAAAAAUUCCACCACGAAUGGAUAUACAGCAUCUAGGACAGAAAGGAUGUUUGAUCCAAUAGAAGAUGGCACCACUGAUUCUUACCUCUAGAAAGAGAAUCGUUGCCCAACACUGACUGUGUUGGCGCCAACUCACACACACA